This is a messenger RNA of Acytostelium subglobosum LB1, 2103 nucleotides long. RefSeq lists its product as hypothetical. NCBI's taxonomy places the organism in Eukaryota, Evosea, Eumycetozoa, Acytosteliales, Acytosteliaceae. Bases 1 to 2103 code for a protein of 700 amino acids. The transcript has 6 exons. The record is from RefSeq and is a predicted model, not a curated record.
AUGUUGUCCAACUUGGUUAAUAAGGAUGGUACUGUGUCAUGUAAGAUAUCAACAUUCAACACUGACACUGGUACAGUAUACUUCAAGACCUACAACAAGAACAAGAAGUGUACAACCAUCUCCAUCGAUGACAAGUACAUCUGGUACACCUAUGACAAUGUCCUCGACGUCCUCACGCACGAUCCAGACUGUGGUAACUUCGCCACAACUGGAAAGGCCAAGACAUUUGUGAGUGAUGUGUCACAGGUUAUUUCUGAUCCACUGGCUAAGCAAGGACGUUCACUGUAUGUUUAUCAAAAGACAUCACAGGUGUUGACACAGUAUGUCUAUCCAGAUAACUUGAGCGUGCUCAAGAAUGUCAGUUGGGUCAACAUUGGAAGUGCCUGUUACAUAUCACAAUUUGGUGUUCCAGAUAAAGUGUCCGUAAGCUACCCCGACGGCUUCCGUAUCUUCAAGGUGCCCACCUCUCAAGCCCGUGACUACCUUGUCAAGAACGACGGUGACUCCUUCUGUGGACCAUUCGUUCAAAAUGGUUUGGAUGUUUACUCAUUGCCAAAGGUUGGUGGAAAUAGUUUCUUGAAGAUUGUGCCUGGAUUGGAGUUCCAAGUUAGUAGACCAUGUAUAAACUCUACAAAUGGACAGAUUGUGAUCAAGGGAAGUGUUGACCGUUAUAACUUCUCAUGGGCCGAUACCAACAACACCAACUCAUCAAGAUUCAAUCUUACCAGUGGUCACUACACCGUCCAGAUCACCGCCAAAGAGAUUGAUAUCUCUGACUUCAAGACCUUGGACGUUGUUCCACCAAAUGAUCCAACAUUUGUGAACAUUCAAAACACAUGCCAGGGUAACUCAAUGGGUGCACUCAACUUCUCAUUGCCAAAGGAUCCAUCGAUCAACUAUACUUAUGUGAUAGCAGAUGGGAACUUCACGAGGAACUCAACUAUUGGGUACUUUGAUUUCCUCAAGUCCAAGAACUACACAGUCAAGAUCAACACGACCGACGAGUAUGGCUUCAAGUGUACCUACACCAAGUUUGAGAAUGUAGUUGAAGGAUUGCCACAUAAACCACUUUAUGAAGCUGAUGGUGGAAGCUGUUUCAACAAGUCAGAUGGUAGUAUCACUAUUACCAAUUAUAAUCCGGCAGAGUAUACAUAUCAGUUGUUACCGCCAUCACCCAAAGCAAUUGUGAAUGGAACAUUCAUAGACCUUGUUGGAUCAAACACUCAGUUCUACACACUGAUAGUAUCACAGAGUAACCUCACUCUCAAAUGUCCAUCCUACACCAACAUCAUUGUGCCACAGCCACCCAAGUUUAGAUUCCCCAACUAUAAUAUUACCGCACCACCUUUAUGUUAUGGAUAUAACUCAUCGAUGGAGAUUGAGUAUAUAAAGGGAUUGGAUUAUAGGUUGACACAUCAGACUGGUAUUGUGUACCAUGCCUAUCUAUUGGCAAAUGGAUACAACCGUUACCGCAAUCUACCACCUGGAAACUACUCCUUGGAGUGUGUAGUGAGCAGCCGUGAUGGGGGCGUCUGCAAGAAGGCCACCAAGUACAUCUUUAUCGACCAGCCAUCAAUGAUCCAGCUCAACACAACAUUGGUGACACCAGAGUGCACAGAGGAUGGCAAGGAGGACCAGCUGGUCUACGCACAUGGCGGCUCGCCAAUCAACGGCACAUCGUACCUGUUUGUCGGACAAUACGCCAAUGCCACUGGACCCGCACUCAAUGUAUCGUACUGGAUUGAUGGCGUCUACUUGAUCAACAUCACAGAUCAAUAUGGCUGCGUGUCCCAAUACAAGAACUUCACAGUGCAGCGUCCUCCUGGAUGUGCGAUAGCCACAUCGCACCCGACUGGAACUGGCAAGACAGUCAACCCAGACAGCACCAACGAGGGCCAGUUCGGAUUUGUCACGCCAGCUGAUGAUGCUGCCAUUGGCAUCGGUGUGGGACUUGGUAUUGGUGUGCCAAUGUUUGCCGCGGCCGUUGCCAUGGGUGUACUCUGGUGGCGUGGACGAUGGUUGGGCGUCAAGGUACCUGCCACUCCAGCCAACACCAUACCGAUAUACAUGGGUGGCAAGAUACAUAACAUAGAUAACUUCUAA